AUGCAGCCAAGGGAGAGGAUGUUGACUUUGGCCUUGACUCUGCUGGUGGCAGGGAGCUUGGGGAGAGCCCAGCAGAGCAUCUCCUGGGAGGUGCAGCGCUACGACGGGUGGUACAACAGCCUGCAGCACCACAGCCGCGGCGCCGCCGGUGCCAGGCUGCAGCGCCUGCUGCCGGCCGACUACGCGGACGGGGUGUACCAGGCGCCGCAGGAGCCGCGGGUGCCCAACGCGCGGCGGCUGAGCCGGGCGGCGGCGCAGGGCCCCUCGGGGCUGCCCUCCCGCAGGAACACCACGGUCCUGGCUGUCUUCUUCGGUUUCCAUGUGCUGUUGGACAUCCUGGGGACAGAGAAGGCUGGCUGCCCUGCUGAGUUCCUGAACAUCCACAUCCCAGCUGGAGACCCAGUGUUUGACCCUGCAGGCAGUGGGGAGGUGGUGCUGCCCUUCCAGCGCAUCAGCUGGGCACCGGAGACCGGGCAGAGCCCCAACAGCCCCCGGCAGCAGACCAACGAGGUGACAGGCUGGCUGGACGGCAGCGCCAUCUACGGCCCCUCGCACGCCUGGAGCGAUGCCCUGCGGAGCUUCUCCGGGGGCCGGCUGGCGGCGGGGCCCGGCGGCCAGCUCCCGAGGGAAACCGACGGCAGGAUCCCCAUGUGGAAGGCGCUGGACCCGGCCACGGGGCGGGGGGGGCCACGGGGGAUCUACGACCUGGGCAGCGCCUGGGGGAACGAGAGCCCUUUCCUGCAGGCCCUGGGCAUCACCUGGUUUCGCUACCACAACCACCUGGCAGCGGGGCUGGCGCGGGCGCACCCCUCCUGGAGCGACGAGGACCUCUUCCAGCACGCUCGCAAGCAGGUCAUUGCCACCUUCCAGAGCAUCGUGCUGUACGAGUGGCUGCCCGCCCUGCUGGGGACACGCGUCCCGGACUACCCAGGUUACCAGCAGCACCUGGACCCCAGCCUCUCCCCGGAGUUUGUGGUGGCUGUGGGGCAGUUCCUGGCCACCAUGGUGCCCCCGGGCGUGUACAAGAGGACCCCAAAGUGCCAGUUCCAGAGGGUUCCUGGCCCCAACAGCUCCUUCCCAGCCAUGAGGCUCUGCAACAGCUACUGGAGCAGAGAGCUGCCGCAGGCAGAUGCCGUGGAGGUGGACAACCUGCUGCUGGGGAUGAGCUCCCAGAUCGCAGAGAGGGAGGACCACAUCGUGGUGGAGGAUCUGCAAGACUUCUGGUACGGGCCCCUGCGGUACUCCCGCAGCGACCUGGUGGCCAGCCGGCUGCAGCGCGCCCGCGACCUGGGGCUGCCCUCCUACAACCGCGCCCGGCGGCGCUUCGGCCUCCGCCCCCUCCGCAGCUGGACGGACCUCGGCACACACCUGCCGCCGCAGGUCCUGGCAGAGGUGGCUGCCCUGUACGGCAACGACACGGCUGGGCUGGAGCUGCUGCCCGGGGGCAUGCUGGAGGCUGACAGCUCCCUCUUCAGCGCCAUCAUCCUGGAGCAGUUCGUGCGGCUGCGGGACGGCGACAGGUUCUGGUUUGAGAACACCCACAACGGGUUGUUCACGGAGCAGGAAGCCCUCAGGAUCCGGAACACCUCCUUCCGUGACGUCCUGGCUGCUGUCACCCACGCAGAGCACACAGACCUCCAGGCACAGGUCUUCUCCUGGAGCCAGGGGGACCCCUGCCCCCAGCCCCAGCAGCUGGCAGCUCAGCACCUGGCCAACUGCACUCCCCUGGUGGUGUUGGACUACUUCGCCGGCAGCGGCCCUGGCUUCGGGCUCACCAUCGUCCUGCUCUGCUGCCUGCCUCUAGUGACCCUCUUCGUGGCCUGGGUGGUUGCCGCUCUCCGCAAGAGGGAUUUCCGACGGCUGCAGAGGAAGCACAGCUGCAGCGUGCGCAGGGAGGUGACCGGCGAGGCGCUGCAGGCCAUGGAGUGGCACGGCCCCAGGACAGACAGAACUCUGGUCUACAUCCAGCUCCCAGCCGACAGGGUGCUGAAGGUGCUGGACGGGAGAGGCUCUGUGCUGCGCAGCAUCAACCUGGGAGCCCAGCCCAGGGUGGAGGUGAUCCUCUCCAACAGCAAAGGCAGCAGAGCUCUGCUCCUGAAGAGCCCCAAGGAGUAUGACCUGGUGCUGUUCUUCAGCCAGGAGGCAGAGAGGGACAUCUUCCUGGGCAAGCUGCAGGGCUGCCUGCAGGGCAGCGGCCUGCAGCUGCACCUCUCCCAGAUGAGGGAGCAGAGCCUGCUGAGGCUGGCGGUUACCCAGCAGCAGAGGAAGCAGCUGCUGGAGACCUUCUUCAGGCACCUCUUUGCUCAGGUGCUGGACAUCAACAGGUCUGACGCUGGGGAGCUGGACCUGGAGAGCUCCCAGAAGGCCAAGGAGUCGCUGAGCUGCGAGCUGAGCAGGGCUGAGUUUGCUGAGGCCCUGGGCCUCAAGGCCCACUCCAUGUUCGUGGAGUCCAUGUUCUCCCUGGCCGACAAGGACGGCAACGGCUACAUCUCCUUCCGCGAGUUCCUGGACAUCCUGGUGGUCUUCAUGAAAGGCUCCCCAGAGGAGAAGUCCAAGGUGAUGUUCAGGAUGUAUGACAUUGAUGAGAAUGGCUUCCUCUCCAAGGAGGAGUUCCUCAGGAUGCUCAGGUCCUUCAUCGAGAUCUCCAACAACUGCCUGUCGCGGGAGCAGGCGGAGCAGGUCACCGAGUCCAUGUUCCGCGCCUCGGGCUUCCAGGACCGCGACGAGCUGACCUGGGAGGACUUCCACUACAUGCUGCGGGACCACGACAGCGACCUGCGCCUCACCCAGCUCUGCGUCAGGGGUGUCCCUGAAGUGUUCAAGAAGAACUUCUGCAACCGUGUCUCCUUCAUAGAGAGGAAACAGCCCAAGGGAACCAUCUCCGAGGAGGACCAAGCCCCAGGCCUGGUGACUGUGCACAGCUGCGUGGAGCGAGAAGGGCAGGAGCUGAGGAGGAGACCGGGCAGGAGGCUGAACCCGCGGCAGCUGCGGCUGUACACGGAGGCGCAGCGCAGGAAGCUGGAGAGGAGCAGGGCGCAGCAGAAGCUGCAGGAGCUGAAGCGCUUCGUGGAGAACUACCGGCGCCACAUCGCCUGCACCGGGCUCUUCUGCGCCGUCACUGCCGGCGUCUUCGUCGAGAGGGCCUACUACUACGCCUUCGCCUCGCCCAGCACCGGCAUCUCCCAGGCCACCCUGGUGGGGAUCAUCAUCUCCCGGGGCUCUGCCGCCUGCAUCUCCUUCCUCUACUCCUACCUGCUGCUCACCAUGUGCCGCAACCUGCUGACGGCGCUGCGGGAGACCUUCCUCAACCGAUACAUCCCCUUCGACGCCGCCGUCGACUUCCACCGCUGGGUGGCCAUGGCAGCCCUGCUCUUCUCGGUGCUGCACACCGCAGGCCACGUGGUGAACGUCUACAUCUUCUCUGUCACUCCUCUCAGCGUCCUGUCCUGCCUCUUCUCCACUGCCUUCACCAAUGACGGCUCCCAGCUGCCACAGAAGUACUACUGGUGGUUCUUCCAGACCAUCCCAGGGGUGAGCGGGGUGCUGCUGCUGGGGGUGCUGGCUGUCAUCUACGUCUUUGCCACGCACCACUUCCGCCGGGUCAGCUUCCAGGCCUUCUGGCUCACCCACCACCUCUACCUGCUGCUCUACGGCCUGAUCCUCAUCCACGGCAGCUACGCGCUGAUCCAGCAGCCCCGCUUCCACCUCUACUUCCUGGUGCCGGCCCUGCUCUACGGCGCGGACAAGCUGCUCAGCCUCAGCAGGAAGAAGGUGGAGAUCAGCGUGGUGAAGGCCGAGCUGCUGCCCUCGGGGGUCACCCACCUGCGGUUCCAGCGCCCGCAGGGCUUCGACUACAAGUCCGGGCAGUGGGUGCGGGUGGCCUGCACGGCGCUGGGCACCUCCGAGUACCAUCCCUUCACCCUCACCUCCGCGCCCCACGAGGACUGCCUCAGCCUGCACAUCCGCGCCGUGGGGCCCUGGACCACCCGGCUGCGGGAGCUCUGCUCGCCCGAGAGCCUGGCACUCAUGGGCACCCUGCCCAAGCUCUACCUGGAUGGGCCCUUUGGGGAAGGGCACCAGGAGUGGCACAAGUUCGAGGUGUCGGUGCUGGUGGGCGGGGGCAUCGGCGUGACACCCUUCGCCUCCAUCCUCAAGGACCUGGCCUUCAAGUCGUCCCUCGGCUGCAAGCUGCUGUGCAAGAAGAUCUACUUCAUCUGGGUGACUCGCACCCAGCGGCAGUUCGAGUGGCUGGCAGACAUCAUCCGCGAGGUGGAGGAGACCGACCGGCAGCAGCUGGUCUCGGUGCACAUCUACAUCACGCAGCUGCCCGAGAAGUUCGACCUGCGCACCACCAUGCUGUACAUCUGCGAGCGGCACUUCCAGAAGGUGCUGAACCGCAGCCUGUUCACCGGCCUGCGCUCCAUCACCCACUUCGGCCGCCCACCCUUCGUUCCCUUCUUCAGCUCCCUGCAGGAGGUGCACCCCGAGGUGCAGAAGAUCGGAGUGUUCAGCUGCGGGCCGCCCGGGAUGACCAAGAGCGUGGAGAAGGCCUGCAGGCAGCUCAACAGGAAGGACCAAACCUACUUUGCACACCACUAUGAGAACUUCUGA
Messenger RNA from Dryobates pubescens (Downy woodpecker), 4611 nucleotides. RefSeq names its product dual oxidase 2 (gene DUOX2). The record is from RefSeq and is a predicted model, not a curated record. The transcript has 33 exons. Gene Ontology annotation, cellular component: NADPH oxidase complex; plasma membrane. NCBI's taxonomy places the organism in Eukaryota, Metazoa, Chordata, Aves, Piciformes, Picidae. Gene Ontology annotation, biological process: superoxide anion generation; defense response; response to oxidative stress. Bases 1 to 4611 code for a protein of 1536 amino acids. Gene Ontology annotation, molecular function: calcium ion binding; superoxide-generating NAD(P)H oxidase activity; heme binding.